This is a messenger RNA of Colletotrichum destructivum, 5863 nucleotides long. RefSeq lists its product as uncharacterized. Gene Ontology annotation, biological process: RNA export from nucleus; protein import into nucleus. The record is from RefSeq and is a predicted model, not a curated record. Gene Ontology annotation, cellular component: nuclear pore inner ring. NCBI's taxonomy places the organism in Eukaryota, Fungi, Ascomycota, Sordariomycetes, Glomerellales, Glomerellaceae. The coding region runs from base 147 to 5615 and encodes 1822 amino acids. Gene Ontology annotation, molecular function: structural constituent of nuclear pore. The transcript is spliced from 4 exons.
CAGAAAGGCUGCAAAAGCAUUCGCGGGUCCAAAGUUGUACAAGCGCGUCGACUUGCUUUCUUCGCUUCCCAGGCAUCGUAGCUCAUCGCAGCCUCGCCUGAUGCAGCCUGAGCCUUGACCGCUCUGCCCCUUCGACCUCUGCGGCAAUGGCGCAAGUGGCAGACCGUCAUUAUUUUCCUCCUUUGGAGGAAUGUCUGAAUGGAGACACUAUCAUCAUCUCCUGGAAGCUUAUCGCAGCUGCGCUUGCAGACCAAGACGAUGUGAGACGGAAGAGCGAUGCUGUUGUACAGUUUCUUCAAGAUGAUUGCGUGCGAUCCCUCUUAAGAGACCCAACAACCGCUUUUGCGCCGCCGAGCGAUUCCACCAGAUCGAAGUUCGAAACGAGGACAGCCGCCAUUCACGUUACACCCCAACCGAACCAGAAAUUCGACAUCAAAAUCAUCAAGGAGGAUGCGCAGUGGCUAAGCAGGAAUGCCAAGGUCAACCUCAUUACCGCGCUUCGAGCAACAGUGGUCGAGUUCCAGUCGCGGCCAGCAAGCCACCUGACAAGCACUCUUUCCUCCCAGGACAUAGUCAACCUGCAAGAAGCUUCCGGCGUCGCGAGCAUACAAUCAUCUGCCCUGGUCCCAAUUGCCGGUGCCGCGCAGGAUGCAGAGACGAUUUGGGCUGACUUUGAGAAAGAAGAGUCAAGGCGACAACGCAUCUUCCAGACGUACCUUGCAGAAAGACGACAUUUCUUGAUGACUGCUGCGUUGGUGCAAGAGAAUGUCCUGUACACGCAGCCUUCGGCGUCAGUUCUAACAACAGUAGGCGAGCCGUCAACGCAAACACAUUUGAUCCCAGCCAACGAUCGCCCGAAAUACCUCGACGAUCUCCUGACGACAUACCUGCAGUACGUCACCGAUGCUAUCGGCCGGCUUGCCGAGGGUCUUGAAGCAGUUGUCGAGGACAAGGGCUUGCUUGGGGAGGAACUUGAGUUGGAAUGGAUGAGAACGGCUCUGACUGAAGUGGUCCAUGCUCUGACGGUCGUCUUCCAGUCCAUUGACGGCAAUGGCGAUUCGUUCGUGCCUUCUGCUGUGGUCGGCCAGUGGUUUGGCCUCAUGGAUAACUAUGGGUUUCUGAAUGGAAUUACUGCGCCGACUGAUGCAAUAUCAUCUCUCAUCAUGCCCCUGAGAUCCCUCAUCUGUGCGAUUUCUAUCAAGCUUCUGAACCCCUCGAGAUCCAUAGAAUGUCUCGCGGAAGAGGCACCAGAAUACCGCGGAGAUGAGGACCCUUACAUCACUGCGCCCGCGGUACUCGAACAGGUGCACAACGCAAUCUUGGCGGCGGCGAAUUCAGACUGCGAGAGUCAAAGCCCCAUCAUUUUUGCCUGGACCGUUGUCGUCCACCGCAUGUUCUAUUCACAUCAUGACCGAAUUGAGAAGCGAGACGCCCUGCAGAACCAGCGAUCCCAGGAGACAUUCGAGGCCGGUGUACUGAUUCGCCCCACCACCAAUCGUCGUCUUUCUGCAGGAAGUAUCGUGUCUCUCGAUGGCAAGUCAUUCGACAUCUUCCUCAACAACGUAGGACUGGACAAAGACCUGCAGGUUGUGGAGCAGCUCGCGGUGGCCGUGACAUCCAACGGACGAGCCUAUGAAGUACUAUCCGAGAUGGUACUCGCCAUAGGUGGUUAUAGCGACGGAGCCUUCUCGCCGCUUUUGGGCUCCAGAGUUCGGCUGGCGUAUAUUGAUUUCCUCAAGGCCACAUAUCCACUUGUCGGGUAUCAAUCAGAUUCAGUCACCUCCCUCCUGUCAGUCCUUGGAGCCGGUCAGCAAUACUGGGACCUUUCGAGGCCCGCGCUACACCCCUCAAAUGACAUUUUGGCCGAGGUGCUCCAGGACGCUACUGCAAUGGAGUACUACUUCCAUCAGGCCCUGAAUCGAUAUCCUUUCGAACUCUUGCCAUUCCUCAACAUCUGCCGAACUCUGGCCAACUGCGUUGUCGCGGAUGACCGGAUGGAUACAGUGGUCAACCUUCUGCGCAAAACCCCUUCUCUCACCUUCAUUCUCCCCGACGACUACCAGCAAUAUGAGCUGGCCCAGGAAGAGGACAACACCAACACUUUCUACCUUCUUGAGGACAUCCCGCUGUUCACACCAGCCACUGCAUGGAACAGACGAACCCGUCUUGAUGAUGCUUUCAGGAUACCGGCUGAGACAGUUGGACGAUUUGUUACAGAUACGGGCCGUGUCGUUCUUAUGGAAUACGAGCAUUCUGCACUUGCACUGCUUGGCAAGAGGCUGGAAGUUCAACUUGCGCCUGAGACUUAUCGUAGCGAGUUGGAUGCCUUCCAGCCAGAGGAGACAGCAGAGACGAUUGCUCUCUUUGCAACGCUUCUCCGAGCUGAGGUGCUCAAGUCUGAGAGGCAAGGCCUGAGCGGCGAAAUGUCGCUCAAGUCCGGACUGGACUUGCUGGAGGAGAUUGGCAAACACGUCUCUGGAAACAAGGACCUUGUUGCAGUUGUUUGCGAGACUAUGGAUGCCUACAUGCAAGAUGAGAAGGCGACGGAAGGUCAAGGCAUUGCGGUCCUCAACUCAUGCGUUCAGUUCUUGCACGCAAUCCUACCGUUGUGCCCAACCAGAGUCUGGUCAUAUCUGGCACGUUGUGAACUGCUCAACUCAGAAGCUCAAGCAGGCAAGCUUGCGAAGAUUACAGGCAACCUCGAUCUUGUUGGGGACCGAUAUGAUCUCCUGCUCUCGGCUGUGCGUCUAUUCGCUAGUCUCAUUGACAGUGUCAAAAGCAGCGCUGUUCAGCGCAAAUCUGGCAACAAGCUGGUCGGCCGUCAAAAGGUCUCGAACAACGUUUGGCUGGGGGUCGCAGACAAAGUGCUGGGAAAGGUCAGUCUUGCCAUUGCCCAGGCUACGGUCGACGUUUUCGAGACUUCGUCGACUUGGCGAUUCGGGUCGGAGUUGUACAAGACCCUGCUCAUUCGAUAUGUCGUUCCUGUCAUGGACCACAUCGUCUCGUAUACGUACGGGAUGGGGGACCAAGAAAGCUCACAGACUCUCACUGCAUGCCUGGAGCCUGCGGCGUCCUAUAUCAUCGACGCAUUUCUCUCGCCCUCGACUGGUUCUCUGAGGUUCCAGCCUCUCCUCACCACUUUGGUGAACGGCCUUCAGGUUCCCGACUCAACGUUCUACCAAGAGAGACUGGCUUCUGCACAAAAGCAGCUAAUCUCGGCCUUGCAAUUCACAACAACCUUGCUGCGGGUUGCAAACCACCUCGAGCGAUCAUCGGAGAUAUUCGAGGACCAUCUCUUCAAGACAUCGUCAAUUCUGGCAAGACUCUGCGCCAUUUGCGAGCAGUUCCGGCGACCAGCGCUGCUGCUUCUGGAAGCUUUGGUCCUCAGCGCCGCCAGAGCACAUGAUGACCCUCCGUCACUCCUGGGUUAUCUUGGCCCUCUUCUGUCUCGGUCGUUUAUCCAAGUUCUGUCACGACUGGACAAACCCUUCCUUGUCGCCGAGGACGUACAAACGACAUGGAAGUUCUUCUCCACAAUUGUGCAAAAUCGUCAGCAAUGGCUGUCCAACUGUCUCCUGACGGGGAAAACACCCAGAGAUGCUCUCAAAGGCGCCAAGAAGGAUGCGUCGUCUACACCCAAUUCCGUGCUCGCGACGGCUUUCGCAAAGCUCAAGGAUAUCAAGGAGCUGGAUAUUACUGAGGCACUUCGGAUCCUGGACUUUGUCGCAUCCUCCCAAAACCACUGGCCCUGGACUAUUUUCACGAUGCAGAAGGAUUCAUCAUUUUUAGACUCGCUACGUCUAUACGUCAAAGGUCUAAGCAGCUUCACAGUGACCAGCAAGGCAGAUGCUGUCAAGGCCGCUAUCGAUGCCAAGAUGGCCGCUUACAUUGCUGAAAUAUUCGCUAUGCAACUCUACCACCUUCGCCAGAUGGGCGGCGCCGAUGUCUUUGCCAAAAGCUUGGUGGCUGUCCUGGAUUAUUACCUCCGAGACGGUGUCGAGGUCUCUAGCUAUAACAACUCUCUGCACAGCAACUUUGCCAAGAACUUCAUGAGCAAAUACCCUGGAGUGUCGCUCGAGGCCUUCAAGCGGACAAUGUUGAGACCCGGCGAGCUUGGCAGAAGCUAUUUCUAUGACCUGGAGAGUGCGACUGAGAUGUUGAGCUUUGACCCUGGCUGGCACGGUCGCCGCGACAAUGGUUUCCGCAACGAAAUGGGAAUUGCGAACGCCAACCUCUCCCUGGUCGAUGCGCAAAUCUCCCUGUUCCACGCCUGGGAGUUCCUGUUGCUUGAACUCAGCAGCUCACUGCCGGAUAACGACAACAUUGCCAAGCAGAUGCUUCAAGUUGCUCAGCAGUGCCUCGAGGCAAACCGAUCCAACCAGGGCCCAGAAAACAUUUUUAUGCGCAUCGUUGAAGAGCGAGCUGACCUGAGCUUGCUGCUCAUUCAGCGUCUCGUCGGCAGGCCCAUCUCGUCUCCAGACGUCAACCAGCUUCUGGGAACGUUGUUUACCAUCAUCAGUGCCGUCGAGGAGCCUUUCAACCCUGGCUCCAUCUCGUACUACCGCACGAUGCUUAAGACCAUCUACGUCACGUUGCGCGCAUACAGCGUAGCCGACAAGAAGGGCCUCGGUGCCUCGAAGAGCGGUGGGGAGGGAUUCUCCGUCACUUUGACACAAACUGUUCUGAACCUCCUUGACCGGGUUGUUGCCAAGGGCUUCAGAACGCUCGUUGCGCUCGUGCACGACCCUGAAGCUGCCGUUGCACCCGAAGACUUGGCUCUUCUCACUGCUAUCCUACAAGCCUGCCUCAACAUGCCGACGAUUGAUCAAUGCCAAACACAGAUCCUCAACAUCAUGGCAUCCUACGACGCCAUGCAUGCGGCGACAUCGCUGUUCUCGUGGGCAGACAAAUUGGCCAUCAAUGGCGAUCCUAUAUACGGUGAGCUGAGCUUGUUAUUUCUACUAGAGCUCUCCACCCUUCCGGCGGUGGCGGAACAAAUGGCAUGUGAUGGCCUGCUCAGCCAUCUGACCUCAGCGGGCAUCACCAAUUUCAUGCGCCGCGGAAACAUCUCUCCUUUCUCCGAGGCUAUCGGACCCCAGAGAUGCUACAGCAUGUGGGUGAAGGGUGUUUUACCACUGUUGCUAAACCUUUUGACCGCCCUUGGAGGUACCGUGGCGCCAGAACUUGGCUACGUUCUGAACCAGUUCCCCCUGCUUCUAAAGUCGAGCGUCGACCGCUUCGAGGCCCCUGGCGCUAGUCGAACCGCAUCAAGAGAAGCGCCACACUACGUGACGCUUCUGUCUGUAUCGGAGGUUCACUCGCUUGCGCUCUUGACAAGAGUUAUUGCUGCUCUGCGGACGGCCAACACCAGAGACAUCCCGGAGAUCCAAUGGGAUGCUUCCUCGCUGUUGGAAAACAUUGAUUUCUGGCUGUCAAGCCGGAAGCUGUUGCGCGACAGAUUACUGCCGCUUGGACAGCGUGAGGUUGAGUGGAAGAGCACCAAGAUCGGCACCCCUGACGAGAGUGGACAUCUGGGGAACGCUCUCGAGAACAAGGUGCUCUCCCAAUUGGAGGCAGUGAGGGAUGUAUUGAGCGAAGACCUGGAGGAGUCUUGAGAACAAGAGAUUCAGAUGGCAAUAAUGAGCCGGAGGGGGUCGUUCGUCCGACCAAGGGGAAACGGAUCAAGGGGGGUAACAAUGACAGAAACAACAGGUUUAGGCGUUCAUGAGUGUAAGACGAACCUGCGUGCAUUCAUUUUUCCCAGCAGUCACUGGAUCCUCGUACUUCAUGUAGAAAUCAAAUCAGCAGAUACCCUCAGCAUGCUUGCUGGGAACUCCCUACAUCACACACGCGUACACAUAAG